This is a messenger RNA of Hypoxylon fragiforme, 797 nucleotides long. RefSeq lists its product as uncharacterized. Bases 263 to 787 code for a protein of 174 amino acids. The transcript is spliced from 2 exons. Gene Ontology annotation, molecular function: acyltransferase activity, transferring groups other than amino-acyl groups. The record is from RefSeq and is a predicted model, not a curated record. Lineage: Eukaryota; Fungi; Ascomycota; Sordariomycetes; Xylariales; Hypoxylaceae.
AACUAUGCCUACUUCAUCUUCAUAGAUGCACGUAAGCCCCCUAGGUUAGUGAUUGGCCAAAAUAUUAAGUCUAUCCGUACAUGAACUACUGCAAGUUACAUAGAUCACGUGUAGUAGUAACACUAAGUCAUGAUUCAUAUUAUGACUCCUCAUUCGACACAUCCGAACUAUCGGAGCUGGCUUGAUUCUAUCGUUGUAUCGACUCACAGCUUCAUCACAAAAACUAGCGCAGAUCCCAACUGCGAGUUUUAUAUCAUUCACCAUGGUUCUCGAAACGACGGCACGGAAUUGGUACCGAGACGAGUAUCUCAUCUCAACGGAACCGCUGCUUAUCCAGAUUGACGCAGUAAAUGAGGCGCUGAACUCGGAUUUGAUGUGGUGGGCACAGGGGUUACCGCGCGACGUGAUAAAGAAGGCGCUUCAUAACAGCCUAUGCCUUGGACUAUUUGUACUGCCCACGUCUACAUCGCAAAUCGCUGGCCAAAGUAGUCCAGUUCAAAUAGGACUGGUAAGGGUGGUCACGGACGACGUCACUUUUGCGUACCUGACCGACGUAUACAUUAUCCCUGAAUACCAGGGAAAGGGACUAGGCAGUUGGAUGAUGGAAUGUCUGAACGAUAUCAUCAAAGGUUGGCCCCAUCUGCGACGCUUCAUGUUCUUGACGAGCGAUAGGAUGGACCUGUAUCGUAAAUACCUCGGCGCGAAGGACUGGUACGAAUGCAAUACGAAGGGUAUUUCCAUCGGUCUGAUUGAAGGACCUGCAGCUCAACGUCCCAAGCACACGUAAAGGACAUCAA